AAAAGGCAGAGAGAGGCUGCUUCAAGGGGAAGGUGGACAGGUUCCCACUGGGGACCUUGGGUGGAGGAGGUACAGCUCACAUCCAGUCCCCCGGGUGAGCUCACCUGCCAGUCAGUGUGAGGGCGGGGUGCUGGGGCCCGUCUGUGGGGACCAGGAAGAGGAAACCACAGGCAACUUCUGGGUCAGGUCGGAGGCUGGCGUAGGGCUGAGUCCGCCCGGACCUGUGUGGCUGCCACCAGCUCCAUAUGGGCUCGGCGCCCAGAGGAAGCAAGAGCAUGGCGGGCAGGGCGCAGCCUGUGCUGGGGGUGCUGUGUGCAGUCUGGGUGAUGGCGGCGGCCAUCUCUGUGGAAACCCCGCAGGAAGUUCUUCGGGUCGCCCGGGGAAAGAGUGCCACCCUGCCCUGUACCUACCACACUUCAGCCUCUUCCCCGCAAGGACUGAUCGAAUGGGACAAACUUCUGUGGAGUCACACGGAAAAGGUGGCCGUGCUGACAAUUCCAGCCCAAGGCCUCAGCCACGGUGACCGUUACCAACACCGAGUCACCUUCUCGGACAACGCCCAGCAGUCUGACGCCUCCAUCACCAUUGACCAACUCACCAUGGACGACAACGGCACCUACGAGUGCUCGGUGUCGCUGCUGCAAGACCUGGAAGGCACCUCCAAGGGACGCGUCCGCCUCCUGGUCCUCGUGCCACCCUCCAAACCGGACUGCAGCAUCCAGGGAGAGACGGUGAUCGGGAGCGACAUCCAGCUGACCUGCCAAUCAAAGGAGGGCUCCCCGGCCCCGCAGUACAGCUGGAAGAGCUACAACCUUCAGAACCAGGAGCGGGUGGGCCUGCCAGCCAUGGGGCAGACCUUGACCCUGAAGAACAUCUCCACAGACACGUCCGGCUUCUACAUCUGCACCUCCAGCAACGAGGUGGGGACGGAGUCCUGCAACAUCACGGUGACCGCCAGUCCUCCCUCCAUGAACGUGGCCCUGUACGCGGGCAUCGCCGGCGGCACGGUGGUGGCCCUCAUCCUCAUCGGCGUCCUGAUCUACUGCUGCUGCUGCCGAGCAAAGAGCCAGGACGAGGCCAGGCCGACUCGGUCCAUCUACCGGGAGCCCCAGGAGCAGCUGAGGGAAGUUUCACAAGGGCGGCAGGAGGAGGAGGACUCCGAGCACGGAGACACAGGGAGCCGCCGUCACUCCUGACCACACGGGCCAAGGGCGACCAGGGCCUGCCGCAAGUCAAGGCUCCCUCCCCAGCCUCCCGCCCCUACCUGGGCCCAACUGCCUGAGCCUCCCUCCCGGUACUGACGGCACUUCUGUCCUCUCAGUCAGCAGCGGGGUCCCGGCUGGGCCUGGCUGAGCUGCUGUCACCUGCCAAGGGGCCCCUCCCCACGGCCAGGCCCACGGGGACCUCGGUGUGCCCAGCACCAGGGCAGUGCCUGGCGGAGAGUUUGCACGCAAAAAACGUUUUUGUUGAAUGAAUGAAUGAAUGAAUGAGCAUGCACACAAAGGGGUCCCUAUCAUUAUCCAACUUAGGUGCCAACUCCCCGCUCUGGGCCCACGUGGCCUGGCCUCCAGCUCGAUUUCCAGCCUCACCCACAUCCCCCUCCCCGCCCCGAUUCUCAGCAUGGUCAGGCACUGCUGGCGCGGGCCACCGCCAGCCCCCCUGCACCCUCCCACGUGGCUGCCCAACGUGGGGUCCAUCCCUGCCUGCCGACUGGGCUUGGUGGCGCCCCCUGGUGGAGCUGUCCCUCCAGGCAGAGUUACCUGAGCCCCUGGGGCCGGGCCUGUCUUCACCCCUGCUUUGACAGGUGGGGCCUGCCCCUCACGGAUCUGCCUGCCACGACUGUGGGCACCAAGGUGACUCCCACCCAAACUCAUCUGCCCCUUUGGUGAAUUAUGGUGACUUGACUUAAAUGAGCACAUCACAGCCACGCUCUUGAGACCAGAGUGACCGCCGUGCCCGCCCUAACCCUGUCGCACCCACCCCAUGCCUGGCAAGCUCCUGGCUCUGCCUUGCUGGUUGGGGGUCGUGCUGCCCCUCCAACAGCCCCUCCCCCUUGGUCAGCUGUUUUCUGCCCCCAGGAGUCCAGGCUUAGGCCUGGGGCUGGUGGCCAGUUUCUUCCAAACGCUGUUAACUGUUAAAGAAACAGCACCUUUUCCGAAUGAUCAGAAAAGGAAUCUUUCAAAUCUGCUGUCCAUUUGUGAUUUUAAAAACAUCUUUUAUAUAUUUGUGGAACUCUUUGCUUCAUUCAAAAUGCUGCCAAUAAUAAUAAUUAA
Molecule: messenger RNA, 2273 nt
Organism: Artibeus jamaicensis (Jamaican fruit-eating bat)
Lineage: Eukaryota; Metazoa; Chordata; Mammalia; Chiroptera; Phyllostomidae
Gene: GPA33
Product: glycoprotein A33
Exons: 7
Coding region: 246-1196 (316 amino acids)
Cellular component (GO): plasma membrane
Source: RefSeq, a predicted model, not a curated record